CACUAACCAAAUUCUGCAGCCAUUGAAAUCCAAAACCCACCAUUCAGUCUCCCCACAAAGAGCUUGGGACCAAUGUUCCUCUCUCUGUCUCUCUCUCAGUAAUAGGCAUUAAGUAGAUUCUGCAACGAUGAGAACCAGGACCCACUACUACAGUCUCUCACCACAAAGAGCUUGAUACCAAUGAUGCUCUCUCUCUCUCUCUCUCUCUCUCUCUCUCUUUAUCCUCUGUAAUGGGCAUUAACAAGAUUCUGCAGACAUGAAGAUGAAGACCCAACAUUUCUCUAUCUCUACAAAGAGUGGUAGUGGUUACAGUAGCGAAAGCAGUUCUUCGAGUCCACCUUCCUCCCCAAGGCGACUCUCUCGUGGCCCACAUUACCGGCGCUGUCUACGGUCGAAGGUUCACUCCCAGACACAUCAUCGAGAGAGCUUCUUCUCCUCUGUCCUCCUCCGCUGCAAUGUACGGCUUUUCCUUCUCUUGCCCCUGUUUUACUUCUCUGGGUUGCUCAUGUGCGUUGGCACCUUCUCUGCUCUCCUCCGUUCUGUUCCUCCUAUUCCUGGGUCGGUGUACCGAAGCCCCGAGAUUUUCCGCAAGCUCUGGCCUGAAAUUCAGUCCGAUAAUGCAUCCGCCAUUGAGUUGUCUUCCGUAUGGAAGUACAGAAGGAGGCUGACAGAAAGGAAAAACUGUUCAAGUGCCACUACUGGAGGACGCUCUGGGUCCACACAACCUUCUGGUUACUUGAUUGUUGAGGCUAAUGGUGGUCUUAAUCAACAACGCUCAUCAAUAUGCAAUGCGGUGGCUGUGGCAGGGCUUUUGAAUGCUGUGCUGGUCAUCCCUCAGUUUCAGUUCCAUAGUGUGUGGAGGGACCCAAGUGGAUUUGGAGACAUAUAUGAUGAAGACCAUUUUAUUACCACACUGAGAGGCUAUGUGACUGUGGUACGGGAAUUACCUGAGGCAUUGAUGGAAAGAUACGAUAACAACAUGAGUAAUAUACCAAUCUUCAGAGCCAAAGCUUGGGCUCCAGCCAGUUAUUAUUUGGGAGAAGUUUACCCUAUCUUGCAAAAACAAGGGGUUAUCCGCAUAUCGCCCUUUGCGAACAGAUUGGCAAUGGAAGUUCCAUCUAAUAUUCAAUAUCUUAGAUGCUUAGCCAAUUAUGAAGCACUGAGAUUUUCUACUCCUAUUGCAAAACUAGCAAAGGAAUUAGUCAAUCGCAUGAUUAAGAAGAGCUCAAUGAGUAGUGGGAAGUAUGUCUCCAUCCACCUUCGUUUUGAGGAGGAUAUGGUGGCUUUCUCAUGCUGUGUGUACGAUGGAGGGAAGACUGAAAAGUUAGAAAUGGAUUCAGUUCGUGAAAAGGGGUGGAGAGGAAAGUUUAAAAGUAAAAAUCGUGUGAUCGAACCUGGCAUAAAUAGAAUCAAUGGAAGAUGUCCACUAACUCCCUUGGAGGUUGGAAUGAUGCUAUGGGGCAUGGGUUUUGACAACACCACCUCGAUUUUUCUUGCAUCUGGAAAAAUAUACCAGGCAGAGAGGAAUCUGGCUCCACUACUGAAGAUGUUUCCCCUUCUCCAAGCCAAGGACUCUCUUGCCACUAAGGAGGAGCUUGCAUCUUUUGAGGGCUAUUCUUCGAAGUUGGCUGCUUUGGACUAUACUGUUUGCUUGUUUAGCGAAGUUUUUGUGACAACACAAGGGGGCAACUUCCCUCAUUUUCUUAUGGGCCAUAGACGGUUCCUUUAUAAUGGACAUGCUAAAACAAUCAAACCAGACAAACAAAAGCUAGUUUUUUUACUGCAAGACACUACCAUAAGCUGGAAAUCUUUCAAGGAGCAGAUGAAAUUAAUGCGCUUAAAAAAUGACCGGGUAAUGGUAACUAGAACUAAAAAGUCUAGCAAAAGAUCAUCUAUCUACUCUUCUUCUUUGCCAGAAUGCUGGUGUCUCCAGGGAUCACCAAAUUUUACAGUUGGGUCACCCAUGCUUGGCCACCAGCUCAAUUAUUUAGUGUAAGAAUUUAGCGGCAGCAGUAGUUACUCUCUGGUGGAGCCGCUGUCAUUUAUCUUCUGAUGGCACAUUACAAACUGCUUCCUUUUCUUUUCUCAUUUUCUGUAAUUCUUUCUUAACAAUUUUCUCCCCUACUACCACAAUGCCUGUUUUACGUGGUAAUUGAGUUGCUUCUGUUGUAUAGGCUAAAUGCAGGGGUUAGGUAGGUGAGCUGCUACUGUUGUAUAGCUUGUUGCAGGUUUGUGGAUUUUGAUCCAUGUGGGGGGGGGGGGGGGGAGUUAAAUCAGUUCUCUGUUGGUGUAAUUUACAAAGA
Messenger RNA from Telopea speciosissima, 2303 nucleotides. Its product is annotated as O-fucosyltransferase 10. Lineage: Eukaryota; Viridiplantae; Streptophyta; Magnoliopsida; Proteales; Proteaceae. The record is from RefSeq and is a predicted model, not a curated record. The transcript has 10 exons. Bases 257 to 1996 code for a protein of 579 amino acids.